Aricia agestis (brown argus) is the source of this 8451-nucleotide messenger RNA. It is a transcript of the gene Eps-15, whose product is annotated as epidermal growth factor receptor substrate 15-like 1. Bases 170 to 3229 code for a protein of 1019 amino acids. Gene Ontology annotation, molecular function: calcium ion binding; cadherin binding. Gene Ontology annotation, biological process: endosomal transport; endocytosis. Gene Ontology annotation, cellular component: cytoplasm; clathrin coat of coated pit; plasma membrane. NCBI's taxonomy places the organism in Eukaryota, Metazoa, Arthropoda, Insecta, Lepidoptera, Lycaenidae. The record is from RefSeq and is a predicted model, not a curated record. The transcript has 16 exons.
UCUAUGGCCGCUAUUGAUUGGUCGACGGGGAAAUGUAAAAAAUGGCUGCCUUGCCUUCUCCUACUCAGGUAGAAUUUACGAAAAUUAAAUUAUCAGUGUAGUGUUGACUAUAUGAAAUAAAGUUUCAUAUCCAAGUUAAUAGACAUAUCUGCCAGUUUGCGAAGUUUCAAUGGUGGCAGGGACCCACAGCUCUAUAUACGAAGCGUACUAUCACCAAGUUGACCCAAAUGGAUCAGGUGCGAUACAGGCCCUGGACGCUGCGAGGUUUCUCAAAAAGUCUCGGCUCAGUGAUGUGGUCCUCAGCAAAAUAUGGGACCUCUCUGACCCCACAGGGAAGGGAUACCUUGACAAAUCCGGGUUGUUCGUGGCGCUGAAGUUGGUGGCGCUGGCGCAGGCGGGCAAAGACAUCAACAUGAGCAACAUACACGCCGAGGCGCCCCCGCCCAAAGUGGGUGAGCUGCCCAAAGUCCCACCGGCCGUAGCCACCAACCUCGCUCCUCUAUCAGACUGGAGCGUGCGGCCCGCGGAAAGGGAGAAGUACAGCCAGCUGUUCGAUUCCCUGCAGCCAGCCAACGGCCUGCUGCCCGGCGCCAGGGUCAAGGGAGUCCUCAUGGAAUCCAAGCUGCCCCUGGACACGCUCGGAAAGAUCUGGGAUCUGGCCGACCAGGAUAAAGACGGGAUGCUGGAUAGACAUGAGUUCAUUGUGGCGAUGCACCUCGUAUACAAGGCUUUAGAGAAGCACGCGGUGCCGACGACGCUGCCGCCGGAGCUGCGCGCCAAGCCCGCGCGGCCCCCAUCGCGGCCCCCGUCUCGGCCCCCAUCGCGGCCCCCGUCGCGGCCCCCAUCGCGGCCCCCGUCGCCGCAGCCCCGCGCGCCGCCCCCGCGCCCCGGCCCGCCGCCCGCGCAGCCCCAGUCCAACGCUUCGUUGCUCGAAGGGCUGCUGGAUCUGUCUAGUCCCCCCGGCCCCCCCGCGCCGGUGGCGGCGCCGGCCGCGGCCGCCAGCGGGUGGAUCACGCCGGCGGACCGCGCGCGCUACGCCGAACAGUUCCGCGCCGCAGACGCCGACAGAGACGGCCUUGUGUCCGGCGCUGAGGUGCGCGGCCUCCUGCUGGCGACCGGUCUACCUCAGAGCACGCUGGCCCAGAUCUGGGCGCUGUGCGACAGCAGCGGCGCGGGCAAGCUCACCCGCGACCAGUUUGCCGCGUGCAUGUGCCUCGUGCAGCGCGCGCUCCGCGGCCUCCCCCCGCCCGCCGCGCUGCCCCCCGAUCUGCUCAACCCCGCCCCCGCACCCCCCGCUGUGCCCGCGCUCCCCGUGCAGCCCCUCCAGCCGCCGCCUAAGGCGGCGUCGCCGGUGUCGCUGGGCCCGCAGCCGACGCCGGAGCUGGAGGCGGUGGCGCGCGAGGUGGAGGCGCUGGCUCGCGAGCGGCUCGCGCUCGAGGCCGAGCUCGCCGACAAGCAGCGUGACGUCACCGUCAAGACGGGAGAGGCCAAUAGCCUACAGAACGAGCUGGACACGCUGACAGCUACGCUCAAGCAGCUGGAGAACCAGAAGGGCGAGGCGGGGAAGCGGCUGGGCGACCUCAAGGCGCAGGUUGACAAGCUGCGCUCGCAGGCCGCCGCGCAGGAGGCCGCCGCCGCAGAGACCGAGGCCGAGGUAGCGGCGCGUCGCGCGGCGGCGUCGACGCUGAAGGAGCGGGAGCGCGCGCUGACGGAGGAGGCGGACGCCGCCGCCGCCGAGGCCGACGCGCUCACCGACCAGCUCAGCAAGACCGUGCUCGCCGUCAGUCAGGCAAAGAUCAAGAUCAGCCACCUGGAGGAGCACCUGGGUGCGGUGGAGGCGGCGGCGGCGGCGCUGGCGGCGGGCGGCGCGGCGGCGGCGGCGGCGUCGCUCACGCUGCAGCCGCUGCACACGCCGCAGCACCUGCAGCGCCUGGUGCGCGGCGAGACGCCCGACAACCUGGACGAGGACGACGAGUUCGGCAAGAAGGAGUUCGGCGCGAUGAACGGCUCGGCCGGCUUCCACUCCGACCCCUUCAAGGACUCCGCCUUCAACCACUCGGCUGACCCCUUCGCGCCCAACGGCACAGCGAACGCUAAUAAUAAGAUGUCAGACGGUUUCGGCAGCGACCCGUUCGCGCCGAGCGGCGACCCGUUCGCCGGCGACGCGUUCGCGCCCAACAGCGCCGCCAACCCCGAGCCCGACCCGGCGUGGGAGUCGGACCCGUUCGCGGUGCUACACGCACCGACGCGCGCGUCCGCCGCCGCCGCCUCCGCUGCCGCGCCCGCAGCGGGCGGCAAGCGGCACAAGACCCCGCCCCCGCGCCCCGCGCCUCCCCGCCCCAUGCCGCCGCACAAGACCGCGCCCGCGCUGGACUUCACCGAGGACCCCUUCAAGGACUACCGGUACGAGGACCCCUUCAACAUCGAGGACCCGUUCGGUGACGCCCCCGCGCCCCGCGCAGCACCCGCGCUCCGCACCGCCCGGCCCACCUCCGUCGCCGGCUUCGACGCCGACGACUUUUUCGCCGCUGCCGACCGCCCCCGCGCCAGCGGCCGCGUGUCCGCCCCGCCCCGCGCCGCCCCCGCUCCCACGCCCGCCGCAGACACGACGGACUCGUGGGCGGCCUGGCCGAACGACAACUGGGCCGCCGACGACGCCUGGGCAAAGCCGACGCCCGCGCCCGCCGCCGACGCCUGGGGCGGCUCCGGGAAGGCCGAUGCGUGGGGCGCCGCCGAGUUCGACGCCUGGCCCGACUCCGCCGACCGCAAGACCGACAACUGGGCAACCAAGACGGACGGCAGGAACGGCCGGACGGAUCGGAAGGUCGACAACACCGACAACAGCUGGGCGAACAAGAGCGACGGCCGCGCCGCCAAAACGGACAACUGGGCGGCGGACUGGGCCGACGUCAACCGCAACCUCAACGAGACGUGGCCGGCGAGCACGCUGCCCGCCAAGAAGGAGAAGUCGCCCAAGCCCGUCAAGUACGCCAAGUCCCUCGUGCACACCAUCGGCGGCAUCGGCCGGCGCAAGAAGGCGGAGCGGGCGGCGGCGGGAGCGGCGGGCGCGACGGGGGCGGGCGGCGCGGCGGACCUGCCCUCGGAGGAGGCGCAGUGGGCGUGGGCGGCGGCGGAGUCGGAGCGGCUGGCGCGGGAGGCGCGCGCGCGCCGUCAGCAGGAGGACGCCGAGCUGCAGCUGGCGCUGGCGCUGUCCCGCCAGGAGCGCUGACCCCGCCCCCUGCGCGUGCGCACACUGCUUUUCCGUUGAUAUUAUAUUGGCAUUUCUUCGUUUCCUAGUCAUCUCGGCCGCCGUCGCGCGCGGCGCCGAUGUAUGUAGGCUGGCCUAAUGAUGUUGAGUCGUGUACAGUAGCGGCGGCGCCGCGGCCCGAGCGGUGUGCCGCGCCUCUUGUAUAAAUAUUUAUUAAUAUAUUACGAAAUCGAGUAGAAUAAACUGGACGAGUGAGGGCAUCCCCGGCCGUCGGUGCGUUUCGUUUCGAUCGAAUCCUAAUUUUACUCUAGAUGUAUAUAUAAGUGUAUCUGAAAUGCGUUUGGUUUUGUGGACAUUCGGUUGAUAUAUCGAUUCGUAGAUCGAGUCGCGUACGGUCGCGAGAGUGAGUUUAUGAAGUAGGACCUAGUAAAAUUGUAAGGACAUAUCAUUCAUAUUGAAGAUAUUAUAUAGUUUAACGUUGUUGAUUCAUUUUAUAGGUUACCGUUUAGCGGCGUGGCGCGGGCGAUGCCCUCGUCGAUGUAUAUCGGUUUAGUUGUACGUUUAUGUUGUAUAUAAUGAUUAUUAUUAUCGAUGUUAUUCCAUUGUAUACCCUGUGGUUAGUUCGCAACGGCCCUCGCUCCGGGGGACGGGGCGGUGACGCUGUGCUGUCAAAUUAGCUACGUUUGAAGUACUUUAGCACCUCAAGCUUGUUUAUAAAAGCAAACAGUGAAGUUGAAACCCAGUGUCGCAGCAAACGAUUGACGGUACAGCGGCGUCGCGCAUUAUCGUGUAAUGAUUGUUAUUGUUUGAAUUGUUUAUGUCGUGAGUCGUGACAUAUCCCGUCCGCCAUUUUGUCGACUCGACGAGAUGGCGGCGCUCACGCGUGCUCGUAUUCACAUGCUGCUCAUGCCGAUAUGUUCAUAUUAUAUUGUUUUAGAACGAUGUAGCGUGUAUAAAAUAAAAAAUAGAAACGAUUCUGUCUAUGGUGUUGUCAUCGACGAUGCGAGCGUCUAUUUUUUAAUUUAUGGUUUACUCGCAGCAGUAAUGCCAAAAAUAUAAAGAAAUAUAUUGUUUACCACCGAAUCUACGCAACUGUUUCCAAAUGUUGUCCAAAUAUUUAUCCCUGUAUGCCGGUCUAUCACAACUACUCGUAGACAAAAGUCGCUAUAACUCGCGCCAAACUAAGAUUUGCAGCCAUUUUUUUUAUCAAAAGAGUUAUGUCACGUCUCGACAUGAUAUGUCUGGUCUUGUCUACUGCAGUGAUUGUGCUAGAGGGCUUGUCGAUAUCAGAUUAUGCUGUUGGGUGUUCGAUGUUUAUCUAAGUAUAUUAUGUGUACUAUACUUGUGUCUCGGUGCCUUUAUCUUGCUCGUGUUUCGGUCGAGAGUUUCCGUUUCCUGUUAAAUUUCAGUCGGCGCCAUCUCGUAGACGUGAAGCUACAUAUCUAACGAGUUCAAAUAACCUUAUCAAAAUUACACUAAAAUGUUAAAACAAAUUAAAAUACGUUGAAUUUCUAGAAAUUAUACCGAAGAUACCACUAGAUGGCGUUGCUAUAAUUCUCAAAUCGAUUGGCGUGUAGUUCGAAAUUCGUUCGGCUUUUCACCCCCUAUAUCACAUAGUAUAAGAGGAUGUAACCUGUCGAUAUAGCUAUAUAACACGUUCACUAUUUUGGAUGUCGUGUCUUUCGUACCAAACGGGUAGUGUUAGGUCGGUAUGUUUAGGUGUAGGUGUAGUGGCAACACUCGCUUCGUGCGCACUCGCCGCGAGCCGCCCCCGGUACAAUAACUACUAUAGUCCGCGCCCCCGCGGGAAGCUCUAGGUAAGGUGUAAAUUAAAGUGUAACUAUUACCGACGCGUUUAUUGGGUAUUAUCCUAAAGUUGUUAUCUCUUUCUUAGGAGCUGUUGUUCGCAGCGUCGGCCCGCGCGGACCCUAGUGUUCUCGGCUUGCUGAUAUUUUGUAUAUCUUGUAAAAAUCUACGGAAUAUAUUCGAUUGCCGCUUACCGCUUUCUUCUGCCGCUCGAAGUAUUCGCUGUUCCCUCGCGACGCGGCGUAUAGGCGACGUCCGCGCGGGCCGACGCGCCCCCUGUCUGUUAACAAACGUUGUAAUUCAUUUAUAGUGGAUACAUAGUUCUCGACCUUCAACUGUAUAUGUGUACUUAAAGCUACUGAUAAAUUUGAUAUGAAUAAUGUUACGGUCGGGCCCGCGCGUCACACCGCGGCUUCCCCGCCCCCGGCCGCCCGCGCGCGCUCGAGCGGCCGCCGGCGCGGCGCGGUGUGAACGCGGCCCCGCAGUCGGUAGUGACGGUGCGCGGGGCUCGAACGAGGUCGGAGGACGACCGUCCCGCUCCCUCGCCAGCGGCCGGAGCGGGACGGCUGACGUGUCGACCGACCGCCGAUCAGUAUUAUUUACCGCGCGCCUAGAUUUAAAUAUUUAAUCGUUAAAAUUGUAAAGUAAUAAAUUAUUUUAUCUGUCCGAUGUUUACUUUGAGCUCACAUAUUUUCGCUUCGUCCGAGUAGCCGAAUGUAACUGAGAACAAAAUGGUGGCCGUCCGCCAUUUCGUGUCGUAUCCGUUGUAAAUUGUUUUCUUUGUAUUCGAGCGUGUAAAUGGGAUGUCAUUAAAUAUAAAUCGUUAUGUACUGCAAUUUUAAAGACUCCUCGUUGUUUAUUUGAUAGUUUACGUAUUUAUUUAUGAUAUUGUGUGCAACGAAACGGUAUUCUUCGUUUUCCAUGUGCUUCGUCAUCCGUGCCGCGAGCGGUCUCCGGCCGACUUGAUGUAUAUCAGUGCGACUCCUAGCAUCACGAGGCGCGCUAUGAAAACGUACAUAAUAUUGUAGAGUGCUAUCUUCCAAAUCAGCCGUUACAGAUAUCAAAAACAUUACGUAGGUAGUUAAUUAGACUGGAUCAAAGUAACCAGGCAGAAUAUUCCUCAUUUUCAGAUUCAAAUAUAUUUUAUAUUGUUUCUGUUAGUACAUAUCGUUCAUCAUAACACUCAUUUAAUUCUGUUGAAGUUUUCUAUAAAGUUUUACAGUCUUAUUUAUGGACGGUGUUGAAUUUCCGUGCGAAGUAUGUAUUUAAUAUUGAGUAAUUUUAAAAUCAAAUUGCUAACUGAUAUUACAGAGAUAUUCGGAAUAUUCUUGGCUAUCUUUUUCCAUGUUGAUAGGUACAAAAAUAUUUAUCGGUAGUUCUGUUGAGAUGUUACGACGUAGCACUAGCGUCCCGAGCGCGUCCACGACGCAAAGCGUGCGUGCGUACGUGUUUGCGUCCGUGUGUACGUACUUGCAUGCGUGCGUGUGUACGUAUAAUUGCGUGCGUGCGUGUAAAGCGCGGACGCGCCUCUCACUUCGCUCACCCUAAAAACUGUCGAGUAGCUUUUAUAUAAGUACGGACUGGAGGGACCUUUAAUAACAAUUUUGUAUAUUUGUUACUUCGCUUGUACCCUUGGAUUCGAUGGCCACUGUGAGAUUAUUUCAUCGAAAAAUUCCAUUUUCAUGUGAUAAAACUUGGCAAGCAACUCGUGGCUUUUAAUCCGAUUGCUUUUUGGCUUAUUUUUAAUUUUUGUAUUUGAAAGUUUCUUCAGUCGGUAACGGGGUAAACUUAUUAAUAGAGUUUGGGAGAUAUUCCGCGUAUUAGUCGUUAGGUAAAGACCAAAAAUUAAGGUAGCGUGGUGACUAAAAUCAUUAGUUCAAUUUAUUAACUCCGCACUCUUUGGCUAGAAAAAUCUAAAUCGUUGUCUUAUGACUUCUACCUCCUUACUGAUAAAAAAUAUACAGUAUGAACACGUUAUAGUUACACAAUGUCCUGGCCUGUCGAUCGUUUUUUCUGACGUCAGACAAGGACAAGACAUUUUACAACUAUAAAGUUUGUGUGUGGAUUUUUUUAGUAAGGGGGUUUUGCUCCUCUGUUUUAAAGAGGAUUUAACGUUAAGUGUUGACCUUCAAUCUCACACUGGCCACUUCGCUAUCGUGAGCGGAAUUUUGUGCACUAGUGGAUGUUGGUAGCGAGUGUAGGUGGAGUGGUUGCGGCGCUACUAAAAUGAAUUAAGCUGGCACCAGCGGUCAUUGACCUUGCUAGUCUAGGAGUGAUGUGAAAAGAAUAACUUCAAAAUAUUAUAAAGAUACAGACUAUUAUAGAUUCAUCGGAAAACUCUUGGUUACUCUUAAAAUGAUAAUAAUCUCUAACUUUUUAUGUAUUCAAGGCGAUUUACUGCUAGUUGCAAACCGAGUAGGUAUGCAAAACAGGAUAUCCACAGCUAUCGCCAUUAAACUAGACACAUUUGUCCCUUCGACUCAAUUUGUCGAGUUUAUUGUUAUCUAAACAGUUUAGAUAGAAAACGAUUUUAAAAAACUUGUAUAGUUUUUUAAAGGGGGUCAAUGACCGCUACCGUCAGAUUGCGCCGUUACGUGUAUGACGUGUUGGUGCCGGCCGCGCCCCAUGUGACCCGUAGUGGAUAGCUGUAAGACUCGAUCCUGAGUGUACGUACCGACUGUACUACUGAAUUUAUUAAGCAUUUAUAUGGGAUAAGGCGUUUGUUAUCAUUUGCUAAUAUUUACAAGCGCGCGAUGCUUUCCAGCUACCAUUGGGCCACAGUAUAAAUCAUACGGUCGGUAGUGAGUAGAGUAACUGCAGUUAAAAUCAAACUCGCUUAACAUACACAUGUUUUACGCUUGCGUAACGUAAUAUAGCAUUGUUAUGGUGCUACGUUAUUUGGAGUUACGCUAAUGUGUGCGUCAUGUAUGUUGUAUAAUAUGGUGGUCUACUGUAUACGUUUAUACUGUGGUGUUUCGAUUUGAACAAUCAAGUGUAAUUUGUAAAGUUGGCCGGAACAAAUAAUACACGUGGAUCAAAUAAGGCAUUUAUAUAUUAUAUUGAGGAGAUGGUCGGUUGGAGAGGAUCGCGCGUGUAGUAUCGGCCGAGUGCCGAUUGAUCGACGGUCGAAAGUCGAUGGUCGACGGUCGCUUAUGGCUGAUUAAUGGUCGACAGAAUGGUUGUCGGUCGAUGACGGUCAACGCUCGACUGUCGACUGACUAUCUACUGUCGACUGACUAUCUACGGUCGACGCUGACGUCUGAAGACAGUCGACCGUUGACGGUCGUCGGUCAUCAGUGGUAGUCGGCAGUCGACCGUCAGCGGCCGCUACCAGGUCGUCCGGGCACGCGUCAUUAUCCGCGACAAUACCAUACGUUGUAAUGAAACUAUAAAGUUAUUAUAUGAAUUCCUGAUAAUAAAAGGAACAGCAUACUGUC